CAAAAUAACUGAAAACUAUUCAAAUUUUGUUUUAACUUUCUAAAAUUUUAUUUUCUUAUCAAAAAUCUAACAAAAUGUGGUCUGAACAGGCAAAAUAUAAAAACCAUUUCCUACAAAUACAAUUGCAGCACUUAAAGCCAAAGCAAAUUAAUGAAAUGGUUGAUAAGGAAAUCCUUAAAUGCCGACUGCAUCGAUGUGGAUAUGGUCAAGAAAAGCAAUUUACCAAAGUAGGUGGCAUUACCUGUAAAAGUGCUUUAUAUUUUGAGGAUCGUGCUGAAUUGGCUUAUGGUUUCGGUACAUUGCCCAAACUAAUGCGUCAACUGGGCAGUGAUGACUAUUUGACCCAAUGGAAGGCCAUUAAUUCUCUAGCUGAAUAUAUAGAGAAUCCUUUAUAUGCCCAAAGAGCAAUAACACAAUAUGAUAUUGUGAGAAGAUGUCAAAAUGUUUUCCUACGCAUACGUUUGAAGUAUCGAAAGGUCAAAUAUCGAGAGAUAUACCGCUUGUUACAUAUUUUUUAUUACAUAGCCAUGCAUAGAAAUGGCGCUAAGAAAAUUUUGGAAAAGCACCGUUUACUUGAUCAAUUCUAUGCGAUUAUUAAAGAACGUAACAAACAUCUAGAGGCAUUAUCGAAAAUCUUACCCUUUCUUAGUCAAGAUAUUGAAAAUUGCCUUGUACUAAUCGAUGAUUAUAAAGUUUACGAUAAACUCUGUGAUAUUUGGCAAAGAGAUCCUUGCAUAUCUUAUUAUCCUGCAGAUUUGUGGCUGCAUUUAUCACACGUCAUAGAGCAGACUCCGCAAGAAGCCAUUCAAAGGGGUUUCUUUGAUAUUUUUUAUCAACGCAUAAAAGGUCAACUGUUCCAAUAUCAUUUAUGGGAUAUGAAAUGUUUUGCCUUACUUUUACGCUGCCCCCAAGGUCAACAACUUUUUUUGCAAGUGGAUGGUGUGAAAUUAUUGUAUGGGAUAUUAAGCGAUCAGCAGCAAAGUUUGGAUUGCUAUGAAAAUAUUGUAUUUGCCCUAAUGAAUGGUUUAUUUGCUAAGGCGGUUCUCUGGAGAUGUAGGGAAUUUACUGAUUUACCUUUAAUUUUAACUAAUUUAGCAAAAGAUCAUGAGAAAUUGAAGCAACAAUUAUUUUGUUUACAGACUUUACGCGAAUUGGGGGUUAUGCCGGUUAUUAAACGUUUUAUUAAAGCUAAUUGUUUGGAAGAUAUCAAAAAUCUUAAUUGCAAAUCCUCAAUUAAUGAACAGCAACGUUUGGAAAUAGUUUAUUGGUUGGAAAGAGAAAUUUUUCAUAGCAGUAAUUUGAGAAUGGAGUCGUUAGCUAUUAAUGAAAUGUAA
Lucilia sericata (common green bottle fly) is the source of this 1334-nucleotide messenger RNA. RefSeq lists its product as uncharacterized. Lineage: Eukaryota; Metazoa; Arthropoda; Insecta; Diptera; Calliphoridae. The transcript has 5 exons. The record is from RefSeq and is a predicted model, not a curated record. The coding region runs from base 75 to 1334 and encodes 419 amino acids.